CACACGCUCUCUCCCCCACUCUAACCAUCUUGAGAGCUGGAGGCCCACCAACGAGCUUUGAUUUGAACCGUCGGAAGUUCCACCGACGAGCUUCAGCUUCAGCUCUGCGGAUGCGUCUCCUUUGGUUGUCUCUCCUUCACUUUGGCGCUCUCGGUAAUCCGCAAUUUUCUGAGAUGUUAGAGCUGAGUAGCAAUGGUUGAAAGCUUGGGGAAUGGUUCUUUGGUGGAUCUGGGCGAGGAGGUGGAGCCGUUGCCGCGGGAGUUCGAUCCGGUGGAGAUCUCGUGCGGGAUAAAGUCGGAGGCGAAUGGGGCCAUAGGAGAGAGAGAUCGUUCUUUGGAGGAAUGUACAUACGAUGUGUCUCACGAUUGAUAAUGGGAAGGACGAGGUUACUGGCGAGAAGGUCGCUUAUAUGGCCGGUGUUCUAGUGAGGUUAUCCCUAUAAUUUGGACUUUGAUUAUGGUGUUCUGGGUCAGCUGCAAUAUUUCUUGAUUAACAACCUGGUAGUUUCAUGCAAGGUUUCUGUGGAUGAGAAGGGGAUAAGCAAAGGGUUCAGAUUCGUUCAGAUGGAGUCUGAGGAAGCUGCUUUGUUAGCGAUCAGAGGUUUGAACGGAAAGGACCUCAAGGAUGAGAUCAAGAAACUUGUUUUCUUUUUACCAUGCAGUUGCAAGUUCUCUGAAUUUGGCAAGGUCAACAGUGCUAUUGUCAUGAAAGACAGUACUGGAAAGUCUAAAGGGUUUGGGUUUGUUAGCUUUGAGUUGCCAGAACAUGCGAAGAUUGCAAUGGAAGCAAUGAACGGCUCAAAACUUGGUUCAGGGUCAAAGAUUUUAUAUGUCAGACCAGCUCAGAAUAAAGCAGAACGUGAGAAGAUAUUGAAGUUACAGUUUGGAAAGAAGCUAGAUCAACCACUGAAGAAGAACCAGGGUGAGACGGUGUAUGUGAAGAACCUUGACAUCUCAGUUGAUGAUAUCAAUGUUCUUUACUAUAAUAACAAGGUUGAGUUCUUCACAAAAACAUUGUAAUAACACUGUUUUAAUAGUGUACCUGACAGAACAUUCUGAUUGUUAACUUGGUUUGAUUCUUAUCUAGCAUUGCUAUUUUCUUU
This is a messenger RNA of Dioscorea cayenensis subsp. rotundata (Guinea yam), 1102 nucleotides long. RefSeq names its product polyadenylate-binding protein 5-like. The coding region runs from base 564 to 1019 and encodes 151 amino acids. Gene Ontology annotation, molecular function: poly(A) binding; poly(U) RNA binding; mRNA 3'-UTR binding. Lineage: Eukaryota; Viridiplantae; Streptophyta; Magnoliopsida; Dioscoreales; Dioscoreaceae. The record is from RefSeq and is a predicted model, not a curated record. The transcript has 7 exons. Gene Ontology annotation, cellular component: ribonucleoprotein complex; nucleus; cytosol.